Messenger RNA from Phyllopteryx taeniolatus (common seadragon), 1582 nucleotides. RefSeq names its product adenylate kinase 4 (gene ak4). Gene Ontology annotation, biological process: nucleobase-containing compound metabolic process. The coding region runs from base 387 to 1070 and encodes 227 amino acids. The transcript has 6 exons. The record is from RefSeq and is a predicted model, not a curated record. Gene Ontology annotation, molecular function: AMP kinase activity; nucleoside diphosphate kinase activity; ATP binding. Lineage: Eukaryota; Metazoa; Chordata; Actinopteri; Syngnathiformes; Syngnathidae. Gene Ontology annotation, cellular component: mitochondrion; cytoplasm.
GCAGUAAAACGGGGCGUUGUGGAGACUGACCACGUCCAUUCGUGGAUAAACUCUUUUUAAAGACGUAGGAUACCGUAAUGUAAGAAAAAGAAGACCUUAAAGAAAAACAGGAAACAGUUUGUUGAUUGGAGCGUUCACGGCAAUGGGCAACGACAGACGGCUUUGUGCAAAGGUUCGAAGACUUCCAAGAUAAACAGGAAUUUAUUUAUUUUGCCAUCCAAAGAUUUGAGGGGGGUGGGGGUGUACCGCUCAUGCGUGGAACUUGUUGGGAGUUUCCCUUUUUAACGAGGAAAUGUUAGUAGCUUCUCUUGCAAAAAGCAAACGGUACAAGUAACAUUACUCCGUCCAAACGGGAGAGGACUUAUUUGUUUUUUGGAGGGAAGGACAUGGCCAAAUUGUUCCGUGCUGCUAUAAUGGGUCCUCCGGGAUCAGGGAAAGGUACCAUAUCGGAAAGGAUUGCGCAAAGCUUCGGCCUUCAGUAUUUAUCCAGUGGUCACUUUUUACGAGAGAGCAUAGCCGCUAAUACAGAGGCAGGAGUGCAAGUAAAGACAUAUGUGGAGAAAGGUAUGCUAGUGCCUGAUCAUGUGAUGACCAGGCUGAUGAUGCCCAGACUGGAACACAUGAGUGGUCAAAGCUGGCUUUUAGAUGGUUUUCCACGGACACUUGCACAGGCCCAAUCCCUGAACAAUUUGUACCAGCUUGACUUGGUAAUCAGUCUCAACAUCCCUUAUGAGACUCUUAAAGACAGACUGAGUGACCGCUGGAUCCACCCAGGCAGUGGCCGAGUUUACAACAUGGGCUUCAACCCACCCCGAGUGCAGAGAAAAGAUGACAUCACCGGGGAGCCCCUGAUUCAGCACGAUGAUGACAAACCAGAAGCUUUGAUGACUAGACUGAGACGUUACAAAGAUGUGGCGAAGCCCGUCAUUGACUUAUACAAGUCACAAGGAAUCCUGCACUCAUUUUCUGGUACAGAAACAGAUCGGAUUUGGCCUUACAUCAACUCUCUCCUCAGCACCAAGAUGCACACACAGCCAGUCGAUGCCCAUCAAAGCCAGGUUCAUCACUAACAGUGGAGUUGAGAAAUGGCAGGAUGCAAUCUUUUUUUCACCUAAUUGUCAUUUGAAGUUUUUGCAAAUUUUGUUAGUUAAAAUUGGAGGUGUGCAUGUUUGCAAUAAUAUAACAGCAUGGUAUUUAGUGACUAGCUAACCUGAUCAAUAGAAGCUAUUCUAUACAAACUCAGAUUUUUACUUGCAACAUGCACAGUCCCACUACACAGAAUAUAAAUUGACGCUACAUGCAAACAGAACAGUAGGAAAAAGAGAAUGAAAGAAAAGGAGAAAGAAAUAAGUCAACUGUAAAGGAAGAAUUUCCUUUGCAGUAUACACUGUCUGGCACUAGCUAUGCAGUAUGUUCAUUAAGUCAGACUAAUAAAAUGGUUUGACAAAGACAAGAAAAGCGUUGCGUAGUGGUGAGGAUAAUCAUUCGAAAGUUGAAUUUGGAGGUGAACUAAGGUAAUCCAGUAUAUACUAAUAUGGCAUUGUAAUACCUCAAGAAUCUCAAAUCAUAACUGUUUUAAAAU